Vicia villosa (hairy vetch) is the source of this 776-nucleotide messenger RNA. Its product is annotated as MLP-like protein 328. Lineage: Eukaryota; Viridiplantae; Streptophyta; Magnoliopsida; Fabales; Fabaceae. The coding region runs from base 103 to 549 and encodes 148 amino acids. Gene Ontology annotation, biological process: defense response. The transcript has 2 exons. The record is from RefSeq and is a predicted model, not a curated record.
AACUAUAAAUAUGUAGCAAGCAGAUUAGAGAGUAUUCCACAACUCAAGAGCUUGAAUUUUUCAGUGAGUAUAUCUUUAGUAAAUUUGAGUUUCUCUGAAGUCAUGGCUCAAUUGUGUGUCCUUGAGACAACGGUACAACUCAAAUCAUGUCCUCAAAAGUUCUAUAACUUCCUCAAGAGCCAAAGCCAACACAUUCCAAAUAAAGCACAGAGCGAAAACGUGCAUGGUGUUGAGAUUCACAAAGGCGAUUGGAACACUCCUGGUUCAAUCAAGAUUUGGAAAUUUAGCAUAGAAGGGAAGGAGGAGAUAUUCAAGGAAAGGAUUGAAGUGGAUGAAGUGAAUAUGACUAUAACUUAUGUUGCUGCUGGAGGGAAUGUGUUGGAGUUGUACAAAAGCUACAAGGCCAUUGUGAAAGUGGAGAAUCAAAUUUUAAAGUUGAGAAUAGAAUAUGAGAAGAUUAAUGAUGAGACCCUACCUCCAAGGAAAUACCAGCAGUUUAUUAUUAAUAUUGUUAGAGAUCUUGAUGGAAACUUAGUUAAAGCUGGUUAAUCUGUAUUCUAAUACAUAAUUUCCUAAAAAAAAAAAUUAUGUGUGUGUUCUAUACGGAUGAUUUUUUGUGAAACUCACAUUAAAAUCAUUCAGUAAUUAUAGGAGAGUGUAAAAUAAGAAUUUGAACGAUCUUUAUAUUGAGUUAUGUGUUUAUGUAUGCAUGAUGCACUUGAAUUGUGUGUUUGUCUGAUCCACUAGAUUUAUUAGCCUAAGUUUGAUUUUAUGUU